Messenger RNA from Closterium sp. NIES-67, 5157 nucleotides. The record is from the annotation of a GenBank genome assembly. Lineage: Eukaryota; Viridiplantae; Streptophyta; Zygnematophyceae; Desmidiales; Closteriaceae.
GCCUAGGAUGACGGCGCCAAGCCGACUACGGCUAUGAUGGGCGUGUUGCUGGGCGGCAGGCUCGUACCGUUGAGUUCUCGGUAGAAACGGGGAGGAACAAGUUGGAUGGAUGGAAGGCCAUGAUGAUGGUUGGGCUAGUUGAACGCACCCAUGAAAUGCCCAUGCAAUCUGUCGUCGUUGUGUUGGGCAGCGCUCGAUAACGCACGUUUUGGUCCGGUGUGGCUGGGUGUCCGUGGAGCGUCCAUGCUGGAUGUUGGGACUCGGGUCGGGAGGUACACACGACGCUGUUAUUAGUUCCGCACGUCGACGCGCCGCACCGUUGUGGGUGAUCAGCGCGCCCUUAGCCUGAUCUGUCCUCUAGUGUCGCGCAGCAAAGAUCUUACUGGUCCUCCCGUCGCGUAACUAACUCUCUCGGUGAUCGAGUGCGUGUACUGCCCCCACAGGUGUCGCUUCGCUCUUGCUCUACGAGUCUCUCUCUCCCUCGUGCGGCUGUCUGCCUUAAGUCCGUCAUCGGAUUCGGCACUUCCGCGUUCGUAUCUGACGCGCCGCAGCACGAGUCGUCCGUCCUCCGCGCCGGUACCUGGGAUAUCGGCUUCCCAGCAUGUGCUUAUCGUCCCUCCGUUACCCCCCACCGCCCUCUGCCACCCUCGUGUCAGCCAUGAGGGGAGUCGUCUUUUCUCAAGCACAGGCGGGACUGCUAUGGCUCAGCGAAUAACCGUCUGCAGAUGUCGGGGAAUGACAGUUCCGUGGCCGAAGCGAGAGUUAUAUUACGUCUCGUAUCGUACGUUAGCUGUCUCAUUGUACGAUAGCAGUGUGCGUGCUGCGUGCGUCCCGCUCAACCGCAGGAUCGUCUCAGGUGCUCUUUUUCUAAACGGUUUCAGGGAUCGUGCUCGAAGCGUUUCCAUCUCGCUACCAUUCCGCUAAUCGGUAGCGUCUCCGUGCUUUUAGAGAAUUCCCAAGAAUCACCUGAUUGUGGCCUAACAAGCGUUUCCAUCGCGCUCCUGUCCCGCUAAUCGACCGCGUGUCGACUCCCACGUGGUGAGUAAUCAGUAAGACACCCCAUCUUCAUUCCCCUUAAGAGCUCUCCACCACCUUCCCCACUCCGCCCCUUCCGCCUUCCGCUCCGCAAUUUGCUCCUCAACUCCCCUCGAUGCGCGGAAAGUUUUCCGCCCAGGCGCGGGUUUGGCACGCAGCGACUGAGGCGCAGGAGGACGCGGGGCAGCAGGUGGGGGGGGCAAGCGAGGUGCGCGGACGCCCCUCCCCCUCCGUCGGCGCAGCUUCCCCCGUAAGGGGGCCCGUGCGGAGGGCGGAGGUGCCGAUUGCGGGGAGCCUAGUGCUGGGGGGAGCUGCGCACGGGCACGGGCUGGUCGGGGGAGGCUGGGGGGGAGUAUGGGGGGUCGGCGGGGCAUGGGGAGGGGGGAUAGGCGGAGGCGGAAGCGGCGGGGGGAGCUUGAUGGCGUGGGUUUCCGCGGGGGUGGCUUGGGCGCAGCGGCAUAUGCUUUUCCUAGCAGCAUUGAUCCUGUUCCUGUACUCGUUAGUAGCUGUCUUCCACGCGUCUAACAGCCCCGCGGAUCCGCGGAUAGGGGCGGAUGGGGGCCUGGCAGGGGGUUCAGCUCUCCGCGCACACUGUAGCUCAUCUACACUGCAAGGCACGCGCAGCACCGGCGCUUCAUCCUCGUUACAAGUCGGCGGGGCGUUUGGGCUGGGGUUGGGGCAGCGACAGGGGGUCCCCUCGCGCAUUAUUGUGCCUCCCCCGCACCCCCUGUCCCGCUCCGUGGCCCGCGUGCUGCUUAAAGCCACUGCCGUGCUCUCCCUCUCCCACAGCGUGCCCCGCAGCGUGCGGGUGGCAGGCGCAGGGGCGGGGGGAAGAGGGGGAGGAGGAGGAGGAGCAGGAGAAGGGGGAGACAGAAGAGGAAGAGGAGAAGGAGGGGGAGGGGGAGGGGGGGGGAGGAUAGGGAGAGGAGAGGAGGACGGGCUCGAGAGCUCAGAGCCAGGCACAGAUGAAUCCGGAAUCCAAGUGGAGCCACAGGCACAGGCACAGGCACAGGCACAGGCACAGGCACAGGCACAGGCACAGGCACAGGCACAGGCACAGGCACAGGCACAGGCACAGGCACAGGCACAGGCACAGGCACAGGCACAGGCACAGGCACAGGCACAGGCAGAACCCCAAUCCCAAUCUCAGUCACAGUCCCCCUCUGGCGUCUCCCUGACCAUCUUCUGUGCCCCCAAGCCCUACCUCACCUCGUCCCCUGCCUCCGACCCGCAACGCCGUGCGCUGCUCUCCUGGCUGCGCCUCUCGCUGCGCCCCACUGUUGUUCUCCUGGGGAACGACUCCUCCUUCCAUAUCCUCGCUAAGGAGUUCCCCGGGCGCGUGGUAGUGGACUCGAGGGUCGAUACCAAUUUCUAUGGCGUUCCGCUGGUGCAUUCCAUGCUGGCUCGCGCGCGGGCGGCGCCCACCAUGGUGUCCCUGCUCAUUAACGGGGAUAUACUGUUGCUGGAGGACGUGGUGCCGGCGCUUAGCAAAGUGCACAGGACGUUUAAGAGCUGGGUGCUGACGGCCGCUCGGUGGGACGUGAGUGCUGACUUCCCCUUUGCGCUGGAAGCAAGGGACGGGGGAGGCGGGGAGGGGGGAGGCGGAGGAGGAGGGGAGUGGCUGGUGAUAGGGGAAGGUAGCAAUGCGAACAGUGGCAGCAGCAGCAGCAGCAGUGGUAGGGGGAGUUACCUGGUGGGGAGCAGUGUGGUGGAGGGGGAGGUGAGGCGGUACGUGCGGCGGCAAGGCAGCCUGCACACAUACGGAGGGGUGGACUUCUGGGCCUGGAACAACUACGUGCAUGUCACCCAUGGCACCCACGGCACCCGCUCCAGUAGCGGCAGGAGCAGCAGCAGCAGCAGCAGCAGCAGCAGCAGCAGCAGCAGCAGCAGCAGCAGCAGGAGCAGAGGUUUGAGUGAGGAGGAUGAGGGGAGCAGCGAUGGGGACGGCGGCGACGGCAGCAACGGCCGGUACAGCAGCGACAGCAAGGACAGCACGCCGCUGUUCGCAGGGGAGAUGCCGCCGUUCGCGUUCGGGCGAGGGAAAUACGACAACUGGCUCACACAUGAGAUCGUCGCCGCGGGUCUACGGCAGAUGGUGGACGCCAGCGACGCGGUUACAUCCGUCCAUGUGGCGCAUUCUUACUCGCAUGUGGUGGCGGGGGGUGUGGCGGCGGCGAAGGCGGGGCUGAGCUUUUGGAGCACGCGGAAGCAGUCGAGCUGGGAGCUGUUUGCGAAUAUACACAUGGCGCAGACGCACGGGUCAUACCGCAACCAGAAGGGCACUGCGCUGCACAUCCCCUGGCGCCUGCUCUCGUGCUUCGACCACGCUGCAUCCAACAUGUGUCUGCAGCGGCGUUUGCGCCCAGCCAACUGCACGUGCGAGUACUCCGCCUUCGUGCCCGCCUCCCAGUCCGACCCGCGGUGGGAGCGCGGCGGCGUGGUGUGCGGCACGCUGUCCAUCGACCACAACAAGGACUUUGCCAUCCACCCACUGCCCACCAGCCCCCGCUCGCCCCCGGGCCUCCCCCACACGCUCGACCAGCUGCUGCCGCAGCUCGCGAGAAACAUCACCGAGCCGGGGGGUUCCGCGACUGGCGGCAGCAGCGGGGGGGGUGGCGGCACGGGGGUGACUGGGGAAGGGGGAGGAGACAGUGGUGGGAGCGGAGCAGGGGAGGAACAGCAGCUGCAGCAGCAGCAGCAGCAGCUGAGAGUGGUGACGCUAGUGGCAGUGACCUUCACGUACGCUGACAUGCUCAUGAGCUUUGUGUGCCGCCUGCGCGCUCUCGGCCUAGCGGACAACCUUCUAGUGGCGGCGCUGGACGCGGAGAUGUACCGCUUUGCCUUCCUGCAGGGCCUCGCAGUGUACCUCGAGCCCAGCUCCUCCUCCAUGCACAAGUCCCUGGGCACGGACGCUGCCUCGCCCUUCCGCGACUGCCCCUUUGGCAGCCCCUGCUUCCAGGAGUUCACGAAGCUCAAGUCCCGGGCGGUGCUGCGCGUGCUGCGAGCCGGCUACUCUGUGCUGCUCUCAGACGUUGAUGUGGUGUGGUUUAAGGACCCGCUGCCAUACCUGCUGUCGUUUGGCCCGGGCACGCUGCCGAUCCAGAGCAACGAGCCGAACGCGAGCCUGCCAGGCACGGGAAUUAGGAGGAUCAACUCGGGGUUCUAUUUCGCGCGAGCGGAUGGGGUUACCAUCGAGGCGUUUGAGGCGAUCGUGAGGCAUGCGGGCAGGACCAAGCUGUCGGAGCAGCCGAGCUUCUAUGACGUGCUGUGCGGAGGGAAGGGGGAGCUGGUGGUGCGAGCGCUGAAACAGAAGCAGCAGCUGCAGGAGCAGCAGUGGGGAGGGGGGGGGAAGAGCCAGGCGGCGCAAUGGUGGCUUGGCAGCAGCGGCAGCGGCAGCGGCGGCAAGGAGCAAGCGGGUGAGGAAGAGGGAGAAGAGGAGUCCUGCAUUUGGAAGAAUGGCCUGCGGACCAUAAUGCUGAACCGGUCUCUAUUCCCAAAUGGGGCGGUGCACAAGCUGUGGGAGCAGGAGAGUGUGGGGAGGGCGUGCCGGGCCAAGGGGUGUGUGGUGCUGCAUAACAACUGGAUCACUGGACAUGCGGAAAAGCGGGAGAGGAUGAGGCGGCAUGGGUUCUGGCACUAUGAUGUGGCACGGAGGAUGUGCGUAUGGGGGUGGCAUGAGGAGUAUGGGGAGGAGAGGGAGGAGGAUGAUGCUGAUAUGGGUGCUGGCCAUGCAGAUGCAAGGUGAGGCAUGCAUGGAGAUGGAUGGAGGUGCAUGGAUAUGCUAGGAGAUGGAAGGGAUGGAAAUUGAAAUGGAAGGGAUGCAUUUUUCCCCUGCUGAAAAUGCUCCAUUGAAUUGGUGCCUCCGAGGAAGCUGUCCUGUUCUUUUUACAUGUACGCAGGGGCUGCACACAAGGUCUCUGGUUAAGACUCGCCUCUCUGCGUUUGUACCAUUCUUUGAACGUUGGCAGUAUCUUUUUGGAGAUCUCCAUACAAUUGUUAUUCAGAUAGUGAGAUUUUGUAAUACCCUCAGCACAACAUGACAUUAUGGGGGGAAUGGAGAUUGGCGUUGGUGGUGCGUUACUGAAUAAAACUUACUACAGGUCAUAUGCCUUGUAGACGACC